Maniola jurtina (meadow brown) is the source of this 2521-nucleotide messenger RNA. Its product is annotated as caltractin. Lineage: Eukaryota; Metazoa; Arthropoda; Insecta; Lepidoptera; Nymphalidae. Gene Ontology annotation, biological process: mitotic cell cycle; centriole replication. Gene Ontology annotation, molecular function: calcium ion binding. Gene Ontology annotation, cellular component: centrosome; centriole. The transcript has 3 exons. The record is from RefSeq and is a predicted model, not a curated record. The coding region runs from base 158 to 700 and encodes 180 amino acids.
UGACACUUGCGCGAGAUUUUGAACUAUUUUUGAAUAAAUUGUUUGAAUUUCAACAUUUUGUUAUUUUUAAUUGUUUACGUUAAUUUCUGCCUUUAUCAGUUAUAAAACACAUCAAUAAUAUUUUUUCUUACAACCUGCGCUACACAUAUUGAGUGUGAUGUCCACUGCAGUGGUAUGCAAUUCGCAGAAAAAAGGCGCCGCUACGAAUAAUGUAAACCCGGGGGCAGUAAGAAAGAAAUCUGGUCCCAAAUUCGAGUUGUCCGACGAGCAAAGGCGGGAUAUAAAAGAAGCGUUCGAUUUGUUCGACACUGAGAAUACGGGAAAAAUUGAUACAAAAGAAUUGAAGGUUGCUAUCAGAGCUUUGGGGUUUGAGCCAAAAAAAGAGGAAAUAAAAAAAAUGAUAGCAGAAAUUGAUAAAGGUGAUGGUAAAGUUUCAUUUGAGGACUUUCUAGAGUUAAUGACUGUCAAAAUGGCAGAAAAAGACACAAAAGAAGAGAUCAUGAAGGCUUUUAAGUUAUUUGAUGAUGACGAAACAGGGAAAAUUUCAUUCAAGAAUCUGAAACGAGUGGCACGGGAGCUAGGAGAGAAUUUAACAGAUGAGGAAUUACACGAGAUGAUAGAUGAAGCUGACCGUGAUGGUGAUGGUGAAAUCAACCAAGAGGAAUUUCUGCGUAUCAUGAAGAAAACUAGCCUGUAUUGAUUUUGUAUUAUUUUUAAUUGAUCUUGUAGCACAAAAUUUAGAAUCCAAUCGGAACUUGAUAUAAUUCGCUUUAUUUAAAGAUUCUCGCAAGUUUUUGUUCCUGUUAUAUUUACAAAACUAUUUUUGUUAAUACUUUCAUGACAGUUCUUGCAGCAGCUAACAUUUUGUGCGAAUUUUGUUAGAUCUGAAACAAUUGAAGUAUGAGGGAGUGCAAAUGUGGAGACUAAUUCUGUUGUACACAAGCUUUAAACCAUAAAAAUUAGUGAUUAUAUACUCUUUGCUCUUAACUAAAAUGUCAAGUCUAUUAUUAUUAAAAUGUCAAGUACAUAUUGCUAUCCCUUUCACAAUGUUCUCUGAGGAAAUGGAUAGCACUAGAUUUUUAUCUGUUAAUUUAGUUUAGGGAUUGUGUACAACAAAUUUAGCCACAGCAGCAGUGUAUUUUGUUUCAAAUCUGAAUUCUGAAACAAGUCAAGUUCAUGACCAAGGCUGGAGAUAAAUGAUAGGCCAGUAUUAAUUUUAAGAAAAUUAUUUUUGUUUUGAGGUGCAAGUUACUAUUGCAAGAUUGAUGGUGUUCAAUAGGGCUUAACCAUUUCAUUAUUCUAGAUUCUAUCACACGAAAUACUAAAUUUUCAUUUACAUUUUAUAAAACAAUGAUAAAAUUAUAGGUAUUUAUUCAUGAUACAUUCCAUGGACACUGAUUUGUAACAUGUAAGCACAAAGUAUAUAAUAAUAAAAAAUAAUAUGGGGACAAGACAUUGUUGUACCUACUAUAAUAUUACUUUAGGCUGCAAUUACACCUGACGUAAGUUUUACUCACGUCAGGAGCUUACGUGAUUAAUUUACAACAAAACAAAUGUAAUUGUAUUUAUAAGUGUUCUAAAUUUUUUUGUAAGUUAAUUAUGUAAGCUACUUAUGUGAGUAAAACUUACAGACGUAACUGAGGCCUAGUAUUAAUUGUUCACUUCAUAUGCAAGAUAACAUAAGUUUAAUCUGUGAGCACAUACAUAGAUAAUCCAUUAAUAACAGGUUAUAUCCUAAUAUUAACAAAUAAUAUAAAAAAACUAAGUUGAGUUUCAUGUAUAUUCUUUACACAAUCCUAAAUAUUGUAGUUUCAUAUUUUUAUAAAUAUAAUAAUUAUCUGUGUCACAAUCACAAUGUUUAGUUUACAUAUCUAUGUUAGUUGACCUAUAAUCUUAAACAAGUAGGUAAUCAUAAUAUAAGUAUUAUAUAAAAAUACAUACUAUGUACAUUGCCUACAUACAAAAGUAUUAUGGUAAAAUGUUACAUUUUACGCUUUUGUAAAAAAUAUUACAUACUAUUUUCCACUGAAACCAGCUUUAAAUAAUAAAUAUAAUUUUAAGUGUCAGAUGUCAUGGUUAUUAUUGAUCACAUAUAUUUUUUCUAUCAAUGUACUUAUCCUUAUCUUUCUACUUCAUAUUAAGAUAAGUUAAAUUUAAGCACAUUCAAUAAUGUAAUAAGAAAUACAUAAAGUAAUCAGCCAAACGGAUGGAAAAGAUGAGCCAACUUCCCUGCCAAAAUAAGACAAAAGUCAUAUUUCAUUAUUAUUUAAAAUAAUGCAAUGACAUAGUGUACCAAUAGCACAACCCUAUAUGUAUAUGUAUGGGCACAGAAUAGUGUGUAUUCUGUGCCCAUAUACUUCAAGAUAGCUUUGAUAGUUUUUUCAAAUGUGUUGCCUCAUCAUCCCUGAGAGUAACUAAGUAAAAGACAUUUUUGCAAAGUUACAGUGAAACUUGACUCCUGUUUGGUUGAGUACUUCAUGAUGUAAUAGGUAUAAAAUGAAUAAAGUGUUAUUGCAGUCUU